CGCUACAUUCGAAUGGAACGGUCCGGAUGUCUUUGGCGGUAAAAUAAUGUUUUGAUGGAAAGAAAAGGUAGGAAGGAUUAUGAAGCAUGGGGCGUUAGAAUGGUUUCUGGAGUAGAGUGCUUUUGUAAGGUCAGAGUAUUCGUUGCUCCUGAUCUGCCAGCUCUGGAGACGUCGAACUCGUCUGAUUACGAGUAUGACUUUCUUUAUGAAAGGCAGGUGGUCGCUGAUCAUGAGGAGUUUUUGAAAUCAAAAAAGCAUUUAGAUCAGGCAAUACCAACAUCAAUUGGUGAGGUUCCAUCAGUCCAACUAAAUGUGCCACCAGAAGACAACAUCCAGAAAGUAGUGGAGUUAUCGUCUCGUCCUCAUGUCUCCGACUCGCAGUCAUUUUCUUCGUGUGAUUUGCGCCCAUUAUCACUUUCUUCGGCACCUCCACCACCUGCUGCUGCAAGCCAUCUUGUAUCUGGGCAAAUAUUGCUUCCCAGCAUACUGGAUGGAAACCCUAGCCAACCUCCUCCCCCUCGUAUAUCAGAACAAGUGGAACCCCAAGACAGUCAGCACACUGGUCCUAGUUCAGAAUUUAACUGUGCCCCUCGUGCUUCCGCCAGUCCUUCAGCCUGUACAUAUCUGAAAGAUUUUGAUAAUGGAGCUGAUGAUCCAUUUGCAAUGACUGAGCUGAAAACAAUCAAUGAGCUGGAGGAGUUGAAGAAAAUUCUGUGUGAUUCAUUUACUGGUUCUGGUGUGCCAUCAUCAUCAUCAUCAGUAGCAGAUAUGCUAGCAACUAAAGCUACUGCGUCUGCCUGCAAUGAGAAACCUCAUCCGACGAAUGAUUUAGACGCACAGUCUUCCGUAAAUUCAGACAAUUUGAGUUAUUCCUCUUUUUUCAGUUCUGAUAAAACGUUAACAAUUGAUAAAUCUCCUGAAACAAUCUUUGUGCAACCUAAGAGUUACUCUCAAUCUCAUCUCAGAAGUAUUCACUCAAAUACUGAGCUUAAUUCUGGAAAAUAUCUACACGAUGAAGCUAUUUUAAAUGUUACACCCAAUAAUCUUUUAUUAGAGUCUACAAAGUUGAGUCAUAAGAAAACGGAAAUAUCUACAGCAGGCUUAAAUUCAAGUUUCUCACAAAAUGUAAAGCUAAACUCAUUACCUCAACGGCCGCAAUCAUGCAGUGGUGGAGGAAGAAUUUCAGGACAGAGAAGUCUUUUCAAUACAACAAAACAUCAAAAUACAAUCUCUUUUGGUGGAAGUACUGACAUAAGUUCUCACAAUGUGAAACUUGAAGAGAAUCUGCUGUCAUGGGCAACAAGCUCUGGUUUUUCGCAUUCUCAUGCCCGGCGUCUUUUAGAGUUGGGUAUGAAAAAACGAGUAUUUACAUAUAAAAAUCUUGAACAGAAUAAACUGAUUUUAUUAAAUCUCUUGCAUACAUUCAAUUCGCUGUUGACUAAUUUCUCUAGUAGUGGUCAAAGUUCUCAUCGACUUUCUGAAGAAUCAGCUCUUGUAAUCACUUUGACUUUCCCAAAUGAUUUAUCCAAGGCACAACAAUUAGCCCGACUUGUAAUCUAUUUAGAAGAGAAUGGCUUUUCACAAGACAUUAUUUUAUAUUAUAUCCAAAAUCCGCAUUCUAUUGAAAAUGCAGCAUUGGCUAAACUGCUUAACAGCUUAAUACAACGCACUAAUUCUGGUCAUGAAGUGAGCAAUCCAUUAAGUUCAUUUUUUUCUACACCUCAUCAUGAAGUAUGAAAGUCUACAGACGAUAAGUAAGUAAGUAAGUAACUCGUCUGUUGGCACUGUGAUGACAUGACACUACACAAAGAUUAUCUAUCUAUCGGUUUUCUUUAAAAAAAAAAUUCUGCUCAAUUUCAUUUUCAUCAUUGUCAUAUUUCAGCUCAUUAUCUUGAAGGAAGAAAGGAAUGUAUGUAUAUUUAUGUAUAUGUAUAUGUAUUCAUUCCUCAAAUGUAUAGAAUAUAAUUUUAACAGUGAUGAAGGCAAAACAACUUUAUGCCUCGUUUUCAACUCUUCUUGACGUUUUUCUUUUAUUAAACACUCGCUUACCUCAGGUCCAUGUGUAUUUAGAGAGAACAAGAUAAACAAUAAAGUGGGUAAUGCAUAUGUCUUUUUUUAGCUUAUGCGCAUAGUAACAAUAAUCGAUUAAGCCUAAUAUUGACAACAACCUAUGAUCCUUUUUACUUUGUUUUUCAAUUGCCUUAUUGUAUUUUCUGCAAGUUUAUUUAUGUACUGAGAGUAUUUUACAAGAUAAUUAGUCACAUCCUGUUCAUGAUUCAACAAUCCUUUCUAUUUUGUUUUAGUUGACUUACUUAUGUUCUCAUUAUCUCAGAAAAAAUAAAAGUUGUCUCGUGUGGAAAAUGGUGUUUUUGUUUUGUGUUGCUUGUCACUUUUGUUAUCGCCCCCUUCCUCAUAACUAAUUGAACACGUAUAUAUGUAUACUAGAUAGGCGUUCAGUUCAACUUUUUGGUGAGGACGGGAAGUCUUUAUUUGAGAGUUGCGAUUGAUGGCAACACUCACGUCCUGAUGAAGC
Trichobilharzia szidati is the source of this 2533-nucleotide messenger RNA. The record is from the annotation of a GenBank genome assembly. Lineage: Eukaryota; Metazoa; Platyhelminthes; Trematoda; Strigeidida; Schistosomatidae.